Molecule: messenger RNA, 372 nt
Organism: Lactuca virosa
Lineage: Eukaryota; Viridiplantae; Streptophyta; Magnoliopsida; Asterales; Asteraceae
Source: the annotation of a GenBank genome assembly
AUGCAUGUCAAGCCCGUUAGCUCUACGCAUGCCUUUGGCUUUGGCACUAAUGAAAAUUAUCUUGGUCCAAUUGGUGGUGCAUCUCAGUCUGUUCACAACUCUCAACCAUAUUUUCAAGAUGAGGGGGAUUUUCAACCCAAACAACCAGAACAACCAAAUGUUCAAACUCAAAUUCUUGCAGCCAUAACUACGUUGAAUGGGUUAUGUGACGUCUUUGCUCAGCGAGUGGGUAAAGUUGAAGCCGAUAUUUCUGAAAUUAAACAGGAUAUUAUGGCUAUUAAAAAGGUUUUUCUUCCAUCUACUUCCACUACAAUUCCAUCAUCAGGUGCACCGCCUCCUCCUCAUCCACCACCACCAUCAAAUGAUCAAUAG